Molecule: messenger RNA, 1308 nt
Organism: Paramecium tetraurelia
Lineage: Eukaryota; Ciliophora; Oligohymenophorea; Peniculida; Parameciidae
Exons: 4
Source: RefSeq, a predicted model, not a curated record
AUGAACAACCAAUUUUGCGGCUUACUUUCUACUCAAUCUAGGAUCUAUUGUGAUAGACAGGAUAUCUUGGAGAUGGAAAAGUACAAGUCUGAAAUAUUUGAUAAACAUCCGAAGUAGUCAAUAGAAAUUGAGAAAUCUGAUAAAUAUAUCACUAAUCCUUAUGUGAUCAAUUUGAAUGAUUAUUUGUCAUAAGAGGAAUUUCAACUUGAGGGGACAAUGCUAUAUAAAAUCAAAUAAAAAUUACAUAAUUUAAAAAUAUCCACUUUGGUAGGUUAUAUUUACAAGGUGAAUACAGAUCAAAAGAGAAUAUUAAAUUUAGGUAUUGUAGAUGAUGUGACUCACUCUCCAUGUGAGAUUGAUCUGCAAUAUAAUGAUUAAUCAUAAUUAGCUAAUUAUAAAUUGGGCUAGAAAAUUAGCUUUACAAAUUUAUAAAAGCAGAGUAGAGUAAUCUAAAAUUAGUUUAAGGGAUUCAUAGAGGAUUAGUAGGUAGUGUAAUUUGAUAUAAUAACUAUGGAGAACUAAUAAAUUAAUCUAUUAUCAUUGCUAAGGAAAUUAAAAACAUUCAGUAUUUUACCAUAUUCUCAAUUGAGUGACAUAAAACCUUAUACAAUAGAUAGAAAACUAAGAAAAUUUAAGGUAGACACAGUCAAAAUCUAUUCAGUACUUUUCUAAUAUACAUGUUCUAUUUGCAAAGGGAGUGUGAAAUCGUAGCAAAACCAAGUAUAUUAAUGUGAAAGUUGUUUAUCCUUUGUGGAUCUCAAAGAUUGCGCUUGGGAAAUUCUGGCUUUGGUAUAAAUAAGAGUGGGUACUCAGAUGGCCUUAUUAAAAUUGAGAGAUCGUCUGGUUUUUGAAUUUUUCGAAAUAUCUCCAUUUUAUGAAUAGUUUUUAUAGAAUUACAGUCUCACAACAGAAAAUAAUGCUUUGAAAUAGGAACAAACAGAAGAUGAUGAGAAGUUAAGAUAUCUAUUUGAUGCUUUUUAUAAGUCAUUUGCCUGUAAGGAGAUUUUGGGAUAGGCAUAUUGCGAUUUUAUAAAGACAGCCAAGACGAAGGAGAAGUGGAAAUAGAUAAAUAAAUUAAAAAAGCAAUAAUUGUAAACCAUGAAUUUUGACUUUGAAUACAAAUUUGUGGAUUACUAGGCCUGGAUUGAGAAGAAUGAAUAUGAAAAGCUGAUAAUUUUUCCUAAUGGUGCGUAUGAAUAAGUUUUGAAAAACAACAACUCAGAAAAAUGGUAUGAGAACAGGGUGCUGGAGCCUUUGAUAUGUUUAGAGUGUUAUGGAGUUUAAAAUGUCACAUCUGCUAUAUAAUGA